ACACUUGUAUCCGUCUUCUUCGAGACAUAAGUCAGUAAUGGUGUUUAUUGAAAAUAGUUAAUGACUUUCGUGGAAUAAGGUCAAGUGACCAUUCUGACUGGUGAUACGUCAUAAUUCAAUACUCUCCAAACUAAACUAAAGGGAUCUGAGAAGCAAGGCUAAAGUCCAAAGGUGAACGCCCUCUAUCAAGCGUUAUGACUGAGGUUUAUUACUUCUCCAUCUAUCGACAGCGGACGUAACUUCACCUGCUCGUGUCUAUCACGUUACAGUUAUGAGUUCCGUGUGGAAGAGACUACAGAGAGUGAAUAAGCGAGCUGCUCGCUUUCAGUUUACUGCGUCCUAUCAGGAACUGAUGGUGGAAGGGACAAAGAAAUGGCAACCCAACAAACUUUGUGUUGUUUGGACCAGAAGAAACAGGAGAUACUCAACAAAGUCUCAUUCGUGGGAGCCUACUAUUCGAAAUCCUUAUCGAGGCCUUGUAGUUUGGCCUGUUCCGGAAAACAUAGAAAUUAAGGCCACAUUGUUCAAAGACCAGAGAAGUAAUGAAUUUGAAGACAAAGAGUGGACAUUUGUUGUUGAAGAUAUUUCUAAAACUGGAAAGCGACGUCUAGUUGCUUCAGCAAACAUCAAUCUCAGGUAUUACACAAGCAUAGAGUCUACUCAGUCUGAAGUGAAGCUGAAGUUUAAACCUCUUUCCAAGAAAGUAACUGGAGCUCAUCUAAUAUUAACCCUGUCAUGUGUUUUCCUGAAAGAAGGAAAGGCAACAGAUGAAGAUUUGCAGAGCAUCGCCAGCCUCAUGAGCAUGCAGCCACCUGAUCAUGACGUUGGAAACUUGGAUGACUUUGAAGAUGAAUCCGAACUGAGUCGAGAAGACACAGCUACCACAAUCUCGGAGCUGGCCUCCCAGUUUGGGCUCUUGGUGUCAGGUCAUGACUCAUCUGAAGAAAAUAAUACAAUGGCCAGCCAAUCACUGUCUCCAGUCGUCUCGUCAUCCCCAGAAUCUGGCGUUCGAGAGUCUAAAUCUCCAUAUUCCCCGGUUAGCUCCAACAAACAGGCGGGAGCCGCUGUUCCGUCAAGUACGAUCAUUCCCUCAGUUGAAGGUCAGUCCUUGUCCCCUGGUGGAUGUCUUACCAGCACUGCUGAUUCGGAACUAGACAAUACAGGGAAUCGCAGCUCCCAGGUUACCGUUGAAACAACCAGAGAAGAUACGAUUGUCAAUAAAGACGCACCCUCAGCAAGCAUAACUGAAAGCCUAGAGCAUCGUCCCGGCACAGAUAUCGCCGAACCAGCCGCAAUGAGGCCUAGCGAGGACUUGUUAACGUGGUGUAAAGAGGUAACGAGAACAUACCGAGGAGUUAAAGUUACAAAUAUGACCACUUCUUGGAGAAAUGGCAUGGCAUUCUGUGCAGUCAUACACCAUUUUCGUCCUGAUUUGAUCGAUUUUUCUUCUCUUUCGCCACAUGACAUCAAAGGAAAUUGCAAAAAGGCAUUUGAUGCUGCUUUUAGCUUGGGUAUUCCUAGGCUUAUUGAACCCUCAGAUAUGGUGAUAUUAACCGUUCCAGACAAACUUGCAGUAAUGACCUAUCUUUACCAACUUCGUGCACAUUUCACUGGGCUCGAAGUUAAAGUUCAGCAUAUAGGUCAAACAGCUACUGACUCCACUUAUACAGUUCGAGAGCCUGACAGUGAUGAGGACAGCUUAACUUCACUCCCAUUGGCUGCUUUAUCCUUUCCAGACUCUUCUGAGAAAGAGCUGUCUAAUCACCACAAUGCAACAACAGACCCUAGUGUUGCAACGUCCAAACAGACUUUCACAACACACCACCAAGUUGAGCCCAUAAAAGUUAAUUCUAGUCAAAUUAUCCAGAAAAUAGAGUCGGAAGUACUUCCACCAGUGUCUGUUGAGUCUCCUUCACAGCUAGACACAAAAUCCAAAGAUGAGGAAGAAGAGUUUGGCUCAGCCAAGUUUAAGAACAACAAUGAUAUCUUAAAUCUUCACAAGAACUUUGAUAAAGAAAGUUCUCAGUCCAUCACUCAGGAGCAAAGCGUGACUCCUCCUAAUGAGAAACCCAAGUUGAUGACUCGCAAACAGUUAAUGAACCCUUUUGAUUCUGAUGGAGAGGAGGAGGAGGAACUAGCAGCUCAGAGUCAAGUGUCUGCCCUACCAGUAUCUAUUGAAGAUGCUCAUACAGCUGUUGUCACUUCAUCAGGUUCCAUAGAAAUGCAAGCUUUUGACUAUGUUUCAGUAUCUCAAGAAUCUGUCAGAAGACCACAGAUGGUAAAAAAUUCCACUUUAGAGCCGUCCUGUUAUUCUCAUAUUGAGAAAAGUGCCUCUGAACCACCUGUAGAGAGAUCAUCAUCUCUGGAGGAAGAUGUGUCCACAGAUGAAGUUCCUGGUUUGUUAGAUUUGUCACCAACAAAGUUGAAUAGGGCUCAGUCACUUGUAAACGAUCAGCCUGUGGUACACCGUCACCUGUCAAGACAGGAAGAGCUAAAAGAGCGUGCCCGACAGUUGCUUGAGCAAGCAAGACGAGAAGCAGCCACUAAAGCAGCUUUUAAGAAACCAUCACAUCAGCUCGGUGAACAAGAAAGUGAAAGACAGAAACAGCUGAGAGAGCGUGCUAGAAGACUCAUAGCUGAAGCCAGACAGGGACUUAACAAGCCAACCUUGGAUAGUUUCCCAAGUUCCUCUUGGUUGUCUGGGAACCACAACAACACAGUUGCUAGCAGCAAUACUGACAUUGUUAUUAACAACAAUAUCAAUACCCAGAAUACUCCUGCAUGUGUUGUAGAAAAUACCACUGCUGCAGGAAAACCUGAAUCAAGGGUUCGUCAUUUCAACUUCUACCAAAUCAAAAAACAAAAUGGUGAAGGGAAGGUACCAUUGAAAAAUAAUCCAAAAAUUGAUCUACCCAGACAAGGGAGUCUAGACAAAACCUUGAUUACAGGGUUAACUGAAAGCCAUGAUGAGAUGAAUGGAAAUUUCCCACCAGUAAACAAAUGGCAGAACCUUAACAUUGUAACAUCACCACUUAAUAAAGUCAAACACAAUGAGAUCUGUCCAACAGGAAUUUCAGUUACAAAACGACUUUCUCCUGAUACAGAAAAAUUGCAGUUUUCAUCUAAGCUUUCUCUGGAUUCAAAGGCCUCAGAACAGAGUUCCUAUGUUACAAAUGAAAUAGAAGCUUUAGAAAGGGAACAAGAACAGAUUGAUCAGGAAGCUGCAGAACUUGAAAACAAGCUAAGAAAAGUUAUGAACAAUGGCAUGAACAAGGAAAAGGAAGAACAGUUAACACAGCAGUGGUUCAUCCUGGUUAACAAGAGAAAUGCUCUGAUAAGGAGACAGAUGCAACUUAACAUUCUGUAAGUUUAAAGAGUGGUCCUGUCAAGUUAAAA
Molecule: messenger RNA, 3396 nt
Organism: Limulus polyphemus (Atlantic horseshoe crab)
Lineage: Eukaryota; Metazoa; Arthropoda; Merostomata; Xiphosura; Limulidae
Product: EH domain-binding protein 1-like
Exons: 17
Coding region: 272-3367 (1031 amino acids)
Molecular function (GO): protein binding
Source: RefSeq, a predicted model, not a curated record